UUUAAUCAGCUGUUUUGUUUUGCUUGAUGGUUUGUCGGCUGAUGGCUUCCACUUAAAAAUAUCUGCGCAGUUAUAAUAUUUACUAAAUAAAUUUUAGUACUUUGUGAACUAGAUUUGAUUACAUUAAUCAGUGCAUAUCAGCAUGGCCGAGUUAGAGAACAUCAAUCCCAAUGUGUAUAUGAAAUGCGAUGAUCGAAAGUAUACAGAGGACGAAGAAAACGAUGACAUUGUUGAUCCUUUUGAUGAGCGGGAAAUUUUCGACUUGAUCCGCAACAUUAACGACCCAGAGCAUCCGCUAACACUAGAAGAGCUUCAUGUGCUUGAACAGAGCCUAAUCAAAGUGGACGACGAGAAGAAUUCCAUCAAAGUGCUAUUCACUCCGACAAUACCCCACUGCAGUAUGGCCACAUUGAUCGGUCUCUCGAUUCGUGUAAAACUUCUCCGAGCCCUACCGCCUCGCUUCAAAGUUUCAGUGGAAAUCAACCCAGGAACGCACGUUUCAGAAAACGCAGUCAACAAGCAGCUGGCGGAUAAGGAGCGUGUAGCAGCAGCGUUGGAAAAUUCCCAUCUCAUUGCUGUUAUUAAUCAAUGCAUUGAUGUCCCUAUUCAAUAAACUUAUUACGUAUAUACAUAGAAUAUGAUGGAACAAUAAAACUUCAGUGGAUUGCAAUCACUGUCUUUGUUACUGAUAUAAAUCAAA
This is a messenger RNA of Toxorhynchites rutilus septentrionalis, 700 nucleotides long. It is a transcript of the gene galla-2, whose product is annotated as MIP18 family protein galla-2. The coding region runs from base 143 to 613 and encodes 156 amino acids. Gene Ontology annotation, biological process: iron-sulfur cluster assembly. The transcript has 2 exons. NCBI's taxonomy places the organism in Eukaryota, Metazoa, Arthropoda, Insecta, Diptera, Culicidae. Gene Ontology annotation, cellular component: cytosolic [4Fe-4S] assembly targeting complex. The record is from RefSeq and is a predicted model, not a curated record.